Messenger RNA from Dendronephthya gigantea, 1131 nucleotides. RefSeq names its product proteasome subunit beta type-1-B-like. Gene Ontology annotation, cellular component: proteasome core complex. The record is from RefSeq and is a predicted model, not a curated record. The transcript is spliced from 7 exons. NCBI's taxonomy places the organism in Eukaryota, Metazoa, Cnidaria, Anthozoa, Malacalcyonacea, Nephtheidae. The coding region runs from base 104 to 793 and encodes 229 amino acids.
CUAAUUGUUCCCAUUUGUCCUUGUUCGGCCAUCUUGAAAAAGUUCUUUGCAAAUCAAAAAGUAUUUUUGCUAGUUUUCAGCGAAAUUUUUGCUGUGUUCUAAAAUGUUGGAGUGCGAAGGAUAUUACCAGAAUGUCCCUAAGGAAGUACAGUUCAAUCCCUACUCUUUCAAUGGAGGAACUGUACUAGCUAUUGCUGGUGAGGAUUUUUCUGUGAUUGCAUCUGAUACCCGACUUAGUCAAGGCUUUUCAAUUCAUUCACGAGCCAGUCCCAAAAAUUAUAAAUUAACUGAUGACACUGUCCUUGGUUGUGCUGGGUUUCAUGGUGACUGCCUUACAGUAACAAAACACAUCAAUGCUAGACUUCAGAUGUACUAUCACGAGCAUGGCAAAAGAAUGAGCUGCCCAGCCAUUGCUCAGAUGCUAUCAACCAUGCUUUAUUCACGACGAUUUUUCCCAUUUUAUACAUAUAACAUCAUCGCUGGCUUGGAUUCUGAGGGUAAAGGAUGCGUCUUUAGUUUUGAUCCAGUUGGAUCAUAUGAACGAGAGAUAUUCCGUGCCGCCGGUUCUGCCUCAUCGUUACUUCAACCUCUUUUAGAUAACCAGAUUGGUUACAAAAACCAAGACCGCGUAACAGAUAUUCCACCUUUAACAAAGGAAAAAGCCGUUGCUCUCGUGAAAGAUGUUUUCACAUCAGCAGCUGAGCGAGAUAUAUACACUGGAGAUGCUGUAGUGCUUCAUCUGAUUACUAAAGAUGGAAUUGUCGAAGACAGUUUUCCAUUACGUCGAGAUUAAUUAGAAUAACACUUGAAAGAGACAUAUAAUUACAUUUGACAACAGUCUGCCAUUAUCUUUUGAACAGAGAACACAACUACUGUAAUGUCUCCGAGGUUUUAACAAUGAACAAGUCUGAAGAGUUACACGUAGAGAAUUGUAACUUUUCUAGGCUUGUUUGCUCUACGUUCGAGUCUACGUCUGGAUAACCUGGGACUACCCCUUAUUUCUAAGAAUUCUGGGGGUCCAUUCCUUUGGAUUCGUGAAGCUAAGUUUGUUGUCAUAAGUUGAUAGGCGUAGGAAUGUAUUGAUUUGAAAGUUCGUGUUCUUUAAGAUAUUCUCCUCCUUUUUCUUCGUAA